AUUCAUUGGCCAGUGAGUGCAAAAGACGGAAAGCUUACCAAACCUGACAUACCUAGCACUUGGAGAGCAAUGGAGGCACUCUACAAUUCUGGAAAGACUAGAGCUAUAGGGGUCAGCAAUUUCUCUGUAAAGAAGCUUCAGGAUCUGUUGAACAUAGCGAAUGUGCCUCCAGCCGUUAACCAAGUGGAAUUGCAUCCUUCAUUACAGCAACCCAAAUUGCAUGCUUUCUGUGAAUCCAAGGGAGUGCACUUAUCAGGUUAUUCACCUCUGGGAAAAGGAUACAGUGAAAGUAAUAUACUUAAAAAUCCAGUGCUGCUCACGACGGCAGAGAAGUUUGGGAAGACUCCAGCACAAAUAGCUCUAAGAUGGGGACUACAAAUGGGUCACAGUGUACUUCCUAAGAGUACAAAUGAUGCUAGGCUCAAGGAAAACUUUGAUCUGUUUGAUUGGUCUAUACCUGCAGAUUUGCUUGCCAACUUCUCUGACAUCGAGAAGGAAAGAAUAGUUACAGGAACUGGUUUUGUUAGCAAGACAUCUCCUGGAUACAAGACAACUGAAGAACUCUGGGAUGGUGAGUAAAUAACUGUUUUCGUAAUACCUAUUUUCUUUUCUCGGACUUUAGGCAAAAUAAAGAUAUCUUUAUGAUAUUGUAAUAAUUUACGCAGAAAAUGUUAUAUGCACAUCUUUCUUUCGAUCUUCCUAUUGAGACACUUAAUAAAAAAAUAAUACUUUUACUGUUGA
This is a messenger RNA of Vigna umbellata (rice bean), 741 nucleotides long. The record is from RefSeq and is a predicted model, not a curated record. Lineage: Eukaryota; Viridiplantae; Streptophyta; Magnoliopsida; Fabales; Fabaceae.